Molecule: messenger RNA, 2735 nt
Organism: Octodon degus (degu)
Lineage: Eukaryota; Metazoa; Chordata; Mammalia; Rodentia; Octodontidae
Gene: Pjvk
Product: pejvakin
Exons: 6
Coding region: 1675-2733 (352 amino acids)
Biological process (GO): programmed cell death
Cellular component (GO): cytoplasm
Source: RefSeq, a predicted model, not a curated record
CUUCGGAGUUCGGGUUCUCGGCGCCCGGCCUCGACCCCGGCGCAUCGCGGCUCUCCAUCCUUAGAAGCGUGCGCUCCCGGAAGCCUGGUGUUGAGGAUGCGGAGUCCAGAGUGGGGCCUGCGCCUUUGAGGAAAGAUUGUAAAAUUCCGAAUGCACAGUUGCUAGAGAGUCGCAGGAGCCUGUCCUGAGAGCUGCAGCCCCUGGGCUUGUCGCCCGGCCCGAGCCUCGCGGCGCAGCCCCCUCUCCUGCGGGCCAGCGCCUUUGUCUUAUUUUUCCUUGCGAGCUGAACGUUGGGCCGCGGAGCCCAGCGAGGCGCUUGGGUGUAAAUGAGACCUUUCAGUGGACUGGACCGGGAUCCAGGCAGAGGCUGAUUCUGCCUGCCUGGGUUGGUGGUUUUAAUGGCGUUUGCCUGGAAUGCAGCACCUUUAGGUGGCGGUCGACUGGCGACAUUAGGUGUGUCGCCUGAGGCAUUUGCUAGCCACCUGUGGAAAAAGCUCCCUGCGCUUACUAGGUGUUGUGAAGUACAGGAUUAUACAUUGUUAUUGUGUCUCACAAAGGAACAUUAUUAAAGUAUGCUUUUGGUAGCGUGUGAACCCUGGAUGUUUGAAAGCAAGUGAGAUAGUAUCUAGAACCUAGUUAAACAAAUUUCUAUUAUUUGAGCCUUAAACCUAUACUCACCUACUCACCUGCUCUACCUCGUGCAUGUAUAUUGAUUGUUAUUACCCAACAAUGUUACACCUUCAUGAAUAACUUACUGUAAGAACCACAGAGACACGAUUUCAAAAUACAUUAAGAUAGGAAUAAUGGUGGUUCAUCCAUGUAAUUCUUAGCAGUCUGGGAUGCUGAGGCAGGGAGCUUAACACUUCCCGCAUUAACAACGAACUCCUUAAAAACAAGUCAAAACCUUACAGUUGGAGUAACUGGCAUAAUGAUGAAACAAAAGUUAAGUGCAGCAAGACUCCAAAUAGUCUGAUUCUGAGGAAGGAACGACUGCGUUCUGAUAGUUUUUUUCUUUUAAUAUGCAGUAUGGCUUUUAGUAUUUUAUAAAGAUCUGCAUACAGUUAUUUCCACAUAUUCUGUGAAAUUGUAUUCAGUAUUAAGAAAACUAUGGUAAACAUGAGACAAAAUGAAUGACAUGCUCACACAGUGUACUAUAUACCAUGAGGAUUCAAAUCAGUACUUUCCUUUUGCCAAAAUUGGCCUGGUCGACCUGUGAAAGAAUUCCCUUUAGGCGAGGUCCUUGGUAGAUAGUAUUGAGGACUGAUGUUACUGCUUAAACGGCCUUGUUUUCUAUUGGAAUAUGUGCUCCCUGCAAGACUGGGCUAUGGCCUCUGGCGAAUGGCAGUCAGCGGAAGAAUCCUCCGCAAGGACAUUGUUAGUAUGCUUAACCUCACUUUCUGUGUAUGUUUUACUGUUGUCCUUUGGCGUUCUCGGUGAGACCUGCUUUUAGUGUAUCAUUUUACCCCAGCGAUCUAUUAUUCAUUACCUGAGCGCAUGAGGCAGGCAGUGUUGUGAUGUGCACGUUAGUAAACAUCUUCGUGAGACCAUACUUUGUAUUCUUACCGCGUGUAAUUACAUUUGAGAUUGAACAAAGCUUAGUUUUGUUAUUGAUUUUCCUCUGUCAAGAUGGAUUUGUUACCUGGGGGUUGCAGUUGAUGACAUUUUGAUAUUAAUAUGUUUGCUGCUGCUACCAAGAGCUUCGUCAAGCAAGUUGGAGAUGGAGGGAGAUUAGUUCCGGUUCCAAGCCUCAGUGAAGCCGACAAAUACCAACCUCUAAGUCUGGUGGUAAAAAAGAAGCGAUGCUUUCUGUUUCCUAGAUAUAAAUUUACCUCAACACCCUUUACAUUGAAAGAUAUCCUCCUAGGAGACAGAGAAAUUUCAGCUGGUAUUUCAUCUUAUCAGUUGCUGAAUUAUGAAGAUGAAUCAGAUGUUUCGCUCUAUGGACGUCGAGGCAACCAUAUUGUAAAUGACGUUGGGAUUAAUGUUACUGGAUCAGAUUCCAUUGCAGUAAAAGCUUCAUUUGGCGUAGUUACCAAACAUGAAGUGGAAGUAUCAACAUUACUAAAGGAAAUUACUACACGAAAGAUUAACUUUGACCACAGCUUGAUCCGUCAGUCCAGGAGCAGCAGGAAGGCGGUGCUGUGCGUGGUUAUGGAAAGCAUCAGAACCACGCGGCAGUGCUCGCUGUCAGUCCACGCGGGAAUUCGAGGGGAAGCCAUGCGGUUUCAUUUUAUGGAUGAACAGAAUCCUAAGGGAAGAGACAAAGCUAUUGUUUUUCCAGCACAUACAACCAUAGCUUUCAGUGUUUUUGAACUCUUCAUUUACCUGGAUGGUGCCUUUGACCUUUGUGUCACUUCAGUGUCAAGAGGAGGAUUUGAAAGGGAAGAAACGGCAACAUUUGCACUACUCUACAGACUGAGAAAUAUACUAUUUGAAAGAAAUAGAAGAGUGAUGGAUGCCAUUUCUCGCUCACAGUUUUACUUGGAUGACCUUUUUUCUGAGUACUAUGACAAACCUCUCAGCAUGACUGAUAUUUCACUCAAGGAAGGGACUCACAUAAGAGUUAACUUGCUCAAUCACAACAUUCCUAAAGGGCCUUGCAUAUUCUGUGGAAUGGGGAACUUAAAAAGGGAGACCGUCUAUGGCUGCUUCCAGUGCUCUGUGGAUGGACAGAAGUAUGUUAGACUUCAUGCAGUCCCUUGUUUUGAUAUUUGGCAUAAGAGAAUGAAAUAAAA